GAAGAAGUACAGAGAAUCGUAAUCUUGGAGUCCAAGAAAGUAAAAACUGGAAAUCAUUGAAAAGGGAGAAAGAGAAAGAAACAAAGAAAGAACGUAGUAUUAUGAAAUGGCAAGAAUCAGUAAUUUCUUUAGAACAAGUACUGCUAGUGUUGCUGCAACAAAUGAAAUUCCUGAUAAUGAACUCCACAUUCAGAUUGAAUCAAUGACAGAAGAGCUUACAGGUUCAUCAAGAGCCAUCAAUAAGGCCGAGGAUAAUCUGGAUACCGGUUCGAGAAGAACAGCAGGAACUGCAAGCUAUAUUUUCCUAUUCCUUUUCUAUCUCCACUUAUUGGCAGCAGUCGUCUUAAUAGCCUACCUUACUAUUUGCGGCCUAGAUUACUCUUUCUCUAGGGAGAAUACUCACAAUUUCCGUCCUCUGGACUGGUACUUGCCACUUCUUGCUUCAUCAGGGUGUGCCUUUGUUAUUGCUUUUUCAUGGGUAACGGCGACUCUUUGCAACCCAUCGAAGACCAUACUUACUGUCUUGUGGCUCAGUCCUUUACUAACAUUUGCAGUUGGCAUUCUACUCCUGCUCAUUGGUUCAGCUGGUGGUUUAGCUACUUCUGUGAUUGCAAUCAUAUUUGCUCUCGUCCAAUCGCUCUAUGCCUGUUGGGUUGCUAAGGGGAUUGACCACACAACUAAGAUUCUCUCACUUUCUAUGGCUGCUUCAGCACCUUCAGCUCGUAACCUAGAUUCAUUGGUAAUAUUAACUGGUUCACUUAUGGCUGCCACAAUUUAUAUCUGGCUUUCAGUUUCUGGAAUUGGUGGUGCUACUGCAACAUGGACCCAAUUCGAUCCCCUUUACAUCUUUGCGAUUCUUCUGAGUCUGGGAUGGACAAUGCAAGUGAUUAAGAAUGCGGUACAUGUUGGGAUCUCAUUUGUCAGUUACAUGUAUUUCGCCCGCGGGGUUGAAGUCGAUUCACUUUGGGCUUUUAGAGACACAUGGAAGUACUUGAUUGGGAACAUUUGUAUUGGUUCCUUUUUAGAGCCAGUUUUUGCUGUUAUUCGAGGUUCGGCGUGUGCCAUGACUGCAGUCACAGGUGAUACAGAUGAGUUCAUGUUUUCAUGUACAAGUUGUUAUUCUGGUGUUGCUCGGAGGUUAGUGAGCUGUGGGAAUAGAUGGGGAUUUGUGCACGUAGGAGUUUUUGGCAAGGGUUUUGUGCAGUCUUCAAUUGACACUUGGGAGAUGUUUAGACGAGUCGGAAUGGAAUCAGUUGUUGACUUGGAUCUAACUGGAUCCUUUUGUUUCCUCUGUGGAGUUGCUGGAGGUUCUAUGUGCACCCUUGUUGCUGGGUCAUGGUCACUUGCAAUCAAUAAGGAUCAUGCUACUGCAAUAUCCAUAUAUGCCUUCUUGAUCGGCUAUCUCAUGAGUAGGAUCACCAUGGCUUGGCCUCAGGGGUGCGUGUCGGCAUAUUAUGUAGUGUUUGCAGAGAACCCAAAAAGCCUCCGAUUUGAUACAACAAUCCCAGAUCGUAUACAAGAGCUGCAGCAAUCAUCAGCUUAACCACAACGAGCACCAGCAGAGACAGAGUUCGAACAUCAAAUGGAGAACAUAACCUGUACUGCUCCAGUAAUCGAUUUGAAAAGAAAUGCAGUUUGUGACUAUAUUAACUCAACUCAUUUUUGUUUGUUCUUCUGACUGUAACUCCACCUUUUGGUACUUUAGGUAAUGUCAGAAAAAUGUAACAGCAUCACCUGUUUCUUUUACCAUAAAACGUAAAUUGUACAUACUAAGAAAAUGCAAUUUGUUCAGAAUCUCAAACCAGUAUACGGGUUUGGAUGAAAAUUUUCAAACUUAUUAAAGCUCUCAAAUAGAGAAACAUAACCUGUACUGCUCCAGUAAUCAGAUUUCACAUGAAAUGCAGUUUGUGAAUAUUAA
This is a messenger RNA of Papaver somniferum (opium poppy), 1918 nucleotides long. Its product is annotated as protein PNS1-like. NCBI's taxonomy places the organism in Eukaryota, Viridiplantae, Streptophyta, Magnoliopsida, Ranunculales, Papaveraceae. Gene Ontology annotation, biological process: transmembrane transport. Gene Ontology annotation, molecular function: transmembrane transporter activity. The coding region runs from base 107 to 1543 and encodes 478 amino acids. The record is from RefSeq and is a predicted model, not a curated record. Gene Ontology annotation, cellular component: membrane. The transcript has 3 exons.